AUGAAGUACCAGAAGUACCUGACGGUGCUGCAGAUGGCCAUCGGCGUCACGCCGUCCAACCGCGGCAGCCUGCUGCCGCUCAAGAGGAGGCUGUGGGUAACGCCGUCCUCUGAAAACCCCAGUGGUGCUACUUCUAGUAUCAGCCAAGGAAAGCCUUCUUUAAGACGAAUUAAAGGGAGACUGCACAGAAGCAAGAGCCUCGAUAGCAUCGAUUUCUGUGAACUCACUAACACAACAAUGGAGGAAACAGCUAUAUGGGAACAACACACGGUGACACUUCACAGGGCUCCUGGAUUUGGAUUUGGAAUUGCAAUAUCUGGUGGAAGAGAUAAUCCACAUUUCCAGAGUGGGGAAACCUCCAUCGUGAUAUCAGACGUGCUGAAGGGGGGGCCUGCAGAAGGACAGCUGCAGGAAAAUGACCGAGUGGCAAUGGUUAAUGGCGUCUCCAUGGAUAAUGUUGAGCAUGCAUUUGCUGUUCAGCAACUAAGGAAAAGUGGGAAAAAUGCAAAAAUUACCAUUCGAAGGAAGAAGAAAGUUCAGAUCCCAGUAAGUCGUCCUGAUCCUGAACCUGUGUCUGAGAACGAAGAGGACAGUUAUGACGAGGAGGCGCACGACCCGAGAAGUGGCCGUGGGGCCCUGGCAAACAGGAGGAGCGAGAAGAGCUGGGGCCGAGAUAGGAGUGCCAGUCGGGAGAGGAGUCUGUCCCCCCGGUCAGACAGGCGGUCUGUGGCCUCCAGUCAGCCUGCCAGACCCACCAAAGUCACCCUGGUGAAGUCCCGGAAGAAUGAAGAAUAUGGUCUUCGAUUGGCCAGCCAUAUAUUUGUGAAGGAAAUUUCACAAGAUAGUUUGGCAGCAAGAGAUGGCAAUAUUCAAGAAGGUGAUGUUGUAUUGAAGAUAAAUGGUACCGUGACGGAAAACAUGUCACUGACAGAUGCAAAGACGCUGAUCGAGAGGUCUAAGGGCAAGUUAAAGAUGGUGGUCCAGAGAGAUGAGCGCGCUACCCUGCUGAAUGUCCCUGACCUUUCUGACAGCAUCCACUCUGCUGACGCCUCUGAGAGGGACGAUAUUUCAGAAAUCCAGUCAUUGGCAUCAGACCAUUCAGGUCGAUCCCACGACCGGCCUCCCCGUCACAGCCGCUCUCGGUCUCCUGACCAGCGGUCCGAGCCUUCUGACCAUUCUCGGCACUCGCCACAGCAGCCCAGCAGUGGCAGUCUCCGGAGCAGAGAGGAAGAGAGAAUUUCGAAACCCGGGGCUGUCUCGACUCCGGUAAAGCAUGCAGAUGAUCACACACCUAAAACAGUGGAAGAAGUUGUAGUUGAGCGAAAUGAGAAACAAGCACCCAAUCUUCCAGAACCAAAGCCUGUGUAUGCCCAGGUAGGACAGCCAGACGUGGAUUUACCCGUCAGUCCAUCUGAUGGCGUUCUGCCGAAUUCAACUCAUGAAGAUGGCAUUCUUCGGCCCAGCAUGAAGUUAGUAAAAUUCAGGAAAGGAGAUAGUGUGGGUCUGCGGCUAGCUGGUGGAAACGAUGUUGGCAUAUUUGUAGCUGGUGUUCUCGAAGACAGCCCUGCUGCCAAAGAAGGCUUGGAGGAGGGCGACCAGAUCCUCAGGGUAAACAAUGUAGACUUCACAAAUAUCAUAAGAGAAGAAGCUGUCCUCUUCCUGCUUGACCUCCCAAAAGGAGAAGAAGUGACCAUAUUGGCUCAGAAGAAGAAAGACGUUUAUCGUCGCAUCGUAGAAUCCGAUGUGGGUGAUUCUUUCUAUAUUAGAACCCACUUUGAAUAUGAGAAGGAAUCUCCCUAUGGACUCAGUUUUAACAAAGGAGAGGUGUUCCGUGUUGUGGACACUUUGUACAAUGGGAAGCUGGGCUCCUGGCUCGCCAUUCGGAUUGGCAAAAACCAUAAGGAGGUGGAACGUGGCAUCAUUCCCAACAAGAACAGAGCUGAGCAGUUAGCCAGUGUGCAGUACACACUUCCCAAGACAGCAGGGGGAGACCGCGCUGACUUCUGGAGGUUCCGCGGCCUGCGCAGCUCCAAGAGAAACCUGCGCAAGAGCCGAGAAGACCUCUCAGCCCAACCAGUCCAGACCAAGUUCCCGGCGUAUGAGAGGGUGGUUCUUCGAGAAGCUGGAUUCCUGAGGCCCGUAACCAUCUUUGGACCAAUAGCUGAUGUUGCCAGGGAGAAGCUGGCAAGAGAGGAGCCAGAUAUUUACCAGAUCGCAAAAAGUGAACCUCGGGAUGCAGGAACUGACCAGCGCAGCUCCGGCAUUAUUCGCCUCCACACGAUAAAGCAGAUAAUAGAUCAGGACAAACAUGCCUUACUGGAUGUAACGCCCAAUGCAGUAGACCGUCUGAACUAUGCCCAGUGGUAUCCAAUCGUGGUAUUCCUUAACCCGGACUCUAAGCAGGGUGUGAAAACAAUGCGGAUGAGGUUAUGUCCAGAAUCUCGGAAAAGUGCCAGGAAGUUAUAUGAGCGGUCUCAUAAACUUCGUAAAAAUAACCACCAUCUUUUUACGACUACAAUUAACUUAAAUUCAAUGAAUGAUGGCUGGUAUGGUGCACUGAAAGAAGCAAUUCAGCAACAGCAGAACCAGUUGGUAUGGGUUUCUGAGGGAAAGGCGGAUGGUGCUACAAGUGAUGACCUUGAUUUGCAUGAUGAUCGUCUGUCCUACCUGUCAGCCCCAGGUAGUGAAUACUCAAUGUAUAGCACGGACAGUAGACACACUUCUGACUAUGAAGACACAGAUACAGAAGGCGGGGCCUACACUGAUCAAGAACUAGAUGAGACCCUAAAUGAUGAGGUGGGGACUCCCCCGGAGUCUGCCAUUACCCGGUCCUCUGAGCCUGUCAGAGAGGACUCCUCUGGAAUGCAUCCUGACCACCAGGCAUAUCCUCCCUACUCACCACAAGCGCAGCCACAGCCAGGCCAUAGAAUAGACUCCCCUGGAUUUAAAACAGCCUCUCAACAGAAAGCAGAAGCCUCAUCUCCAGGCCCUUACCUUUCGCCUGAAACAAACCCGGCAGCAUCAGCCUCUGCUGUUAAUCCUCACGUAGACUUAACUAAUGUCAGACUGGAGGAGCCGAGCCCAGCUCCCCCCUCCUCUGACUCACCACACGCCGACUCUUUACGAGCUUCAGGCACUGAGGCCGCUCACGUGCAGCUCAGAGGUCCAGAGCCAUCCCUGUCGUCGCAUGUGGGCCCAGCAAAGGUGUACAGGAAGGACCCCUACCCCGAGGAGACGAUGAGACAGAACCACGUCUUGAAGCAGCCGGCUGCGGCUCACCCUGGGCAGAGGCCAGACAAGGAGCAAGGCCUGAGCUACGAGCCGCAGCCUCCGUACACAGAUCGACAGGCCGGCAGGGAGUUGGAGCAGCCUGCAUACAGAUAUGAUGCCUCUAGCUACCCGGAGCAGUUUGCUCGGAACUAUGACCACCGUCUGCGCUAUGACGACCGCCUCCUCGGCUACGAGGAGCAGUGGCCCUACUACGAAGACAAGCAGCCCUACCAGCCCCGGCCUCUUGAUGGUCAGCCUCCCACAGAGCCCACAGAACGAGGGUAUUUCCCCCGUUUUGAGGAGCCAGUGCCCCUGUCCUAUGAAGGCCGAGCGCACUACGACCCACUGCCCAGGACCUCCACCUUGCGGCACGAAGAGCCGCCUGCCCCCGCCACUGGGUACGACGUGCACGGAAGGUACCGGCCUGACGCGCAGCCCUACUCCACUGCUGGCCCCAAGGCGCCCCCUGAGCCCAAGCCGUACUUGGACCAGUACCCUCGGAGUUACGAGCCAGUUCCUGCCCAGGGCUUCUCCUCCAGGGCAGGCCCAGGCCACUACGAGCCACUUCACAGCACCGUGCUCACUCCGCCACUUGGCCCCUCGUCCCAGCACAAGCCCGAACUCCCGCCCACAGGCACCAAACCCCUGCCUCCACCCCCAGCUCCAGCCGAGGAGGAGGAAGACCCAGCCAUGAAGCCACAAUCUGUGCUCACCAGAGUGAAGAUGUUUGAGAACAAGAGGUCUGCUUCCAUGGAGAACAGGAAGGAUGAGAGCCAUUCCACUAGUUUCAAGCCCCCAGAAGUCAUGUCAAAACCGGCAGGUGCUCCUGUCCCAGGUCCGAAAGCCCCCGCUCCGAGUCAGCUCAGUGAACACGACAGAGCAGCACAUAGGAUCCCUGAACCACAGAGGCCUCACAUGAAGCCACCUGAAGACAUCGUUCGGGCAAAUCACUAUGACCCUGAGGAGGAUGAGGAGUACUACCGGAAGCAGCUCUCCUACUUCGAUCGGAGAAGCUUUGAGGCCAAGCCUCCCGCCCAUGUCCCCACUAGCCACCUCUCGGAGCCCACCAGGCCAGCUCACCCCCAGUCUCAGCCACAGUUUGCUGGUUACUCUUCCAAGGGGAAGGCUGCUGAGGCUGAAGCUGUGGACAGGUCGUUCGGGGAGAAGCGCUAUGACCCGCUGCAGGCGACGCCCCCCCCUCCGCCGCUGCCCACUCAGUACAGCCAGGGUGCUCACCCCAGCCCCAACACAGCUCUCGGCCUCCAGGCACACACCAAGGGGCCGCACGGUGAAGGUAAUGCUAUGUCGUUGGAUUUUCAGAACUCAUUAGUGUCCAAACCGGACCCACCUCCAUCUCAGAAUAAGCCAGCAGCUUACAGACCAGCCCCCCGAGAGGAUGCUGUCCAGUCUGCUUUUUACCCCCAAAAGAGUUUCCCAGAGAAAGCUCCAGCUAAUGGGGUCGAACAGACGCAGAAAACGGUCACGCCAGCAUACAAUCGAUUCACACCAAAACCAUACACAAGCUCUGCACGGCCAUUUGAACGCAAGUUUGAAAGUCCUAAAUUCAACCACAAUCUCCUGCCGAAUGAAACCACACACAAACCUGACCUAUCCUCCAAAGCUCCCGCUUCUCCAAAGACCCUCCUGAAGUCUGCACAGCCUCCUGAGUUUGACAGUGGUGUGGAGACCUUCUCUGUCCACACAGACAACAAGCUGAAAUACCAAGUAAACAGUGUUAGCACAGGGCCGAGAGCAGUGCCCGUGAGUCCCUCAGCCGUGGAGGAGGAGGAAGAUGAAGACGGUCAUACAGUGGUGGCUACUGCCCGUGGCGUAUUUAACAGCAAUGGUGGGGUGCUGAGCUCCAUUGAGACUGGUGUCAGCAUCAUCAUCCCCCAGGGAGCCAUUCCCGAGGGGGUGGAACAGGAGAUCUACUUCAAGGUCUGCCGUGACAACAGCAUCCUGCCGCCUUUGGACAAAGAGAAGGGUGAGACCCUGCUGAGCCCCCUAGUGAUGUGUGGGCCCCAUGGCCUCAAGUUCCUGAAGCCCGUGGAGCUGCGCCUACCACACUGUGCGUCCAUGACUCCUGACGGUUGGUCUUUUGCUCUAAAAUCAUCCGACUCCUCGUCGGGUGAUCCUAAAACCUGGCAAAACAAGUGUCUUCCUGGAGAUCCAAAUUAUCUUGUUGGAGCAAACUGUGUUUCUGUCCUGAUUGACCACUUUUAA
Rangifer tarandus platyrhynchus (Svalbard reindeer) is the source of this 5493-nucleotide messenger RNA. The record is from the annotation of a GenBank genome assembly. Lineage: Eukaryota; Metazoa; Chordata; Mammalia; Artiodactyla; Cervidae.